AUGAAGGUCAAGGCAAAAACCACGUGGGACCUCGUGUACAGCACUGAAGUUCAUGGACGGAGUCUAACAACUCUCUAUUCUAGAGUCAAAUACAGUCACGAUGCAGAAAAUAUUCUCGUCAUCAAGGAUUUCCACCAAUCGAUUUUUGGCGCUUUUCUAACGUCUUCCGUACGCUUGAGUGACAGGUACUACGGCAAUGGCGAAUGUUUCCUUUUUAGUUUCCAGCCAAUUUUUCAGAAAUUUGAUUGGUCUGGCAGUAACAACUGGUUCAUAAAAGGCAAUGAAGACUCGAUCAUGAUUGGAGGAGGAGGGGGUCGUAUAGGUUUGUGGUUGAUGGAAGAUUUGUGUCGAGGGAGGAGUGACAUCUGUGCAACCUUCAAUAACAUUCCACUGACACUUUCUAAAGAUUUCAGUAUUUUGUCUUUAGAAAUAUGGGUUAUUGACUGA
Messenger RNA from Helobdella robusta, 447 nucleotides. RefSeq lists its product as hypothetical. Gene Ontology annotation, cellular component: nucleus. Gene Ontology annotation, biological process: response to oxidative stress. The transcript is spliced from 4 exons. The record is from RefSeq and is a predicted model, not a curated record. Lineage: Eukaryota; Metazoa; Annelida; Clitellata; Rhynchobdellida; Glossiphoniidae. Bases 1 to 447 code for a protein of 148 amino acids.